Messenger RNA from Paramecium sonneborni, 705 nucleotides. Lineage: Eukaryota; Ciliophora; Oligohymenophorea; Peniculida; Parameciidae. The record is from the annotation of a GenBank genome assembly.
AUGUAAAGGAAUCUGUUAAAUCAAGCACCUUUCUAUUCAUUCCCCACUUCUAUGUUUGUACCAUAUCAUUCUCCAAUGAGAAAUCAAUCUCCUAGUCAUCUUUAUACUCAAGGCUCUCCUACUAGACUACUAUUAAAUGAUCCAUAUUCUUCACAACCAAGAAUAGACUCAAAUAUCUACUGUAUUUAUUCAAUUAUAUCCCAUUUAGUCAAAUCAAAUGAACCUCAAAAUAGUUCUUACUUUCCAGAUAAAUAAUCUGAUUUUCCCAAUAAUAAGAGUUAUUUAUAAAGACCUAACACUUAUUUCGAAUAAAGACCAUCAAAAUAAAGCCCUUAAAAAUAAUCAGAAAGUGUCAUAACUUAUAAGAUUCUAUUCAAUGAUGGUUCUUUAUAUUAUGGUGAAACAAAGGAUUAACUUAGACAUGGAAAAGGUACACUCUACAGUUCUGAUAACAAUUUAAUUUACAUGGGGGAAUGGCAAAAUGAUAAAUAUCAUGGUCUAGGAAUAUUUAAUAAAGGAAAUAUUAGAUACAAAGGUUAUUUUGAAGAAGGGUUUGUUAAUGGAGAAGCCGUUGAAGAAACUAAAACAUUCAAAUUUUAUGGUUUCUUUAAAAAAGGUAAAAGAAAUGGACCAGGUACUCUUUAUGCCAGGAAUUAAGUGACAUAAGGAAUUUGGAAAGAUAAUCAACUAAAAGAGGUUUGUUGA